CAUACCCCCUGCUUCCUCUCCCAUUUGUAGCGGAGCCUGGCUGUUUGGAUCUACAUUACUCCCAGACGGAAAAGAAUUCUCUUCAGUUCUUUGAGUCCCACUUCUUGGCACACAGCAGCACGAUGGGUCAUGCAAGGGGAGUCCUUGCCUGGUUGCUGCUGGUGGCCCUGGCAUUCCUGGCCAGCCCGUGCCAAGCGCAGCGCGACUGCCGAGUGAGAAAUUUCAAACCGCAGUUACACUUCGACAAGUACCAGUACUCCGGAGUCUGGUAUGCCAUAGCCAAGAAAGACCCAGAAGGACUGUUUCUUCAGAGCAAUGUGAUAGCCCAGUUUUCUGCCGAUGAGAGUGGGAAUUUUACUGCUAUUGCCAAGGGUAGAGUUGAAGUCUGGAAAGGCCAGGUCAUGUGUGUUACUAUGCUGGGCACCUUCAUGGACACAGAAGAUCCUGCCAAAUUCAUGAUGCAAUAUCACGGUACAGCAGCCUUUCUCCAGAAAGGAUAUGAUCCUCACUGGGUAAUAGCUACAGACUAUACGAACUUCGCUUUACACUACUCCUGCCGUAGGCUCAAUGACGAUGGCACUUGUGCUGAUAGCUACUCCUUUGUGUUCUCCCGAUCUCCGUAUGGGCUCUCUCAAUCAGACCAAAGAAUUGUCAGGCAAAAGCAAACAGAACUCUGCUUAGACAGACAAUACAAGCUGAUAGCUCAUGACGAACCCUGUCCUUAAGAAGAAAGGGAACCAUUCUGUAGUUGUAAAAUUUAUAAACUAACUGUUAUGUGGAAAGUCCUUCAGAUUCAUUUCAAUUUUGAAUAUAUUGUUGCAUUUACCCUGCCAGCAAGUAAGUGGAACGAAACAAACUGAGAUUUGUGGAACUGCAUAUUGCUUGUGUUACAGACAUGUAUUUGUGCACAUAAGUUACAUAAUAAACAUGUUGUAUAAGCAAAACAUUCUAUAACUAGAUUGUUUAGAAUUAUAAAUCCAAAUUGUAGUAACAUGAGUAAUCCCUGCUUAUAUUGAUUUUUGGGGUUGAAGUGCUAAAUUUUUCCAAUUUACAAAUCUCAGGUUUUCAAGUUUGCUUUAAAAAUAAAAUAAAUAAUGCAAAGUA
Molecule: messenger RNA, 1104 nt
Organism: Elgaria multicarinata webbii
Lineage: Eukaryota; Metazoa; Chordata; Lepidosauria; Squamata; Anguidae
Gene: RBP4
Product: retinol binding protein 4
Exons: 6
Coding region: 123-725 (200 amino acids)
Biological process (GO): retinol transport
Molecular function (GO): retinol transmembrane transporter activity; retinol binding
Source: RefSeq, a predicted model, not a curated record